Molecule: messenger RNA, 1026 nt
Organism: Carcharodon carcharias (great white shark)
Lineage: Eukaryota; Metazoa; Chordata; Chondrichthyes; Lamniformes; Lamnidae
Product: epithelial cell adhesion molecule-like
Exons: 9
Coding region: 1-1026 (341 amino acids)
Cellular component (GO): membrane
Source: RefSeq, a predicted model, not a curated record
AUGGGGAAGAGUGGCUGCCUGUUUGUGGUGGUGGUGGUGGUGGUGAUGGUGGAUUAUACUUACAUGGUUUCAGCGAUACCUGAUGAUGAAUGCCCUGAUGCAUACCCAGCCCGGGAGAACUGUGAGUUUGAUGAAGUGUGUGAGGACGCCAGCUGUAAAUACAAUCAGUACGUGACCUGCCACCUCAAUCGGUGUGGGACCUGCGAGGCUGUGUUCCGUGGUUAUGAUAACCUGACAGUGAGCUGCAAUCAGCUGACGCCGAAAUGCCGGCUAUUGCACCUGGAGAUGCUUCACAAGAGCCGAACAGCCAGCAGGCAGCCGGGGGGUAGGAGAGUGGACGAUCUGUACGACCCCGAGUGUGAGAAGAACGGCACCUUCAAGGCCAAGCAGUGUGAUGACGACUCCAAUCUCUGCUGGUGUGUGGACAGUGCGGGGGUCAGGGUCACUGACAAGACUGGGGAUGAUCCCAAAUGUGACCAGCUCGUUCGUGUCCAUCUCAUUCAGAUUGAUUUCAGUUUUAAAGUGGAGUUUGUCUUUCUGAAGAUGAAGGAAGAAGCACUCCGUAGGAAGGUGGCCAUUAAGCUGGUGAAAGAGUACACGCUAAAGGCAACCCAGAUCCUGGAGAUCAAGGUCCAUGAGAUAUCCCGAGAAAUCUGCAUCCGGCUUGGUGAAAACGGCACAAAAGACCCGACCGACAUCUCCACUGUGGCCUAUUACAUCGAGAGAGAUUUAAAGAUGAACAAAUUCACCCUGGAAGUGGACGGAAAGAGCCUGCAGGUCGAGAGGGAGUCAGUGCAAGUUUGGUUCUUUGACAAUGAGCCUCCUCGGAUCAACAUGAAGACCAUUUCACCUGGUUUUGCUGCCAUCAUCAUCAUCAUCGCACUGGCUAUCCUAACUGGGAUUGCAGUGUUUGUUGUUGUCAGAAGGAGAGCAAAAGAGGACAGACAGAGAAUCCAGUUUGAAGUGAUUGAGGGACAGGAAAUGGAGGAACAUCACCUUGCUCAGAGGAUGGCUGUAGCGCGUUAA